Molecule: messenger RNA, 1338 nt
Organism: Enhydra lutris kenyoni (northern sea otter)
Lineage: Eukaryota; Metazoa; Chordata; Mammalia; Carnivora; Mustelidae
Product: histone-arginine methyltransferase CARM1-like
Exons: 12
Coding region: 1-1338 (445 amino acids)
Biological process (GO): peptidyl-arginine methylation
Molecular function (GO): protein-arginine N-methyltransferase activity
Source: RefSeq, a predicted model, not a curated record
AUGGCUAGCAUAAGACACAUUCUGGCAAAAAUUACCUUUCGAGAAAGAGAUGACCCUUUGGACAUCUGGGCAACAUUAGCAUUUUACCCACAAGUGCCAGAAAAGUCGAUUACCAUCAGUCUUUUUGAUGCCGAUGGCGUGUGUGUCUUCAAAUGCUUACUCAACAGAGACACUGAAUGUUGCCGCGUGGGGAAGGAAUCCGUCUUGAUUACACUGGGAUACAACAGCAUUUUGCUGAAGUUUGAGUCUCACGCUGAUCUCAGCUCAUUUUCAAAUACCUUGAAAAGAUGCCGGAAGGAGAAAAAGGAAUCCUCGGUGUUCAGCCAGCGGACAGAAGAGGCAUCUGCCGUACAGUAUUUCCAGUUUUAUGGCUGCAUUUCCCAGCAACAGAACAUGAUGCAGGAUUUUGUGAGGACAGCCACUUACCAUAGAGCCAUCCUCCAGAACCACACUGACUUCCGAGACAAGGUUGUUCUGGACGUUGGUUGCGGAUCUGGAAUACUGUCAUUUUUUGCUGUUCAGGCUGGAGCUAGGAGAGUGUAUGCUGUUGAAGCCAGUUCAGUAGCACAAUAUGCUGAGAUGCUGGUGAAAAAUAACCACCUCUCCGACAAGAUCAUUGUUGUGCCAGGGAAAAUUGAAGACAUCUCUCUUCCUGAGGCUGUGGAUGUGAUCAUUUCCGAACCGAUGGGAUACAUGCUCUUCAAUGAAAGGAUGCUGGAGAGUUACCUUCAUUCCAAAAAAUGGCUGAAAGCGAAUGGAAUGAUGUUCCCGACAUUCAGCGACAUCCACUUGGCCCCCUUUUCUGACGAACAGCUCUACGUGGAACACUACUCCAGAGCCAACUUUUGGUACCAGCACUGCUUCUAUGGGGUCAACCUGUCCAGCCUCCGGGGGGCUGCAGUGGAUGAGUAUUUCAGGCAGCCGAUAGUCGACACAUUCGACAUCAGGAUUUUGAUGGCUCGGACAGUCAAAUACACAGUCAACUUCAUGGACGCCAAAGAGGCAGAUCUCCACAGAGUAGAAAUCCCCUUUGUGUUUCAGCUGACACAGUCUGGCCUCGUCCACGGCCUGGCGUUCUGGUUCGACGUGGCCUUUGUGGGAUCUCUGGUAACUGUUUGGCUGUCAACAGCCCCAACUGAGCCUCUAACCCAUUGGUAUCAGGUGCGGUGCCUUCUUCACACUCCUCUCUUUGCCAAAGAAGGAGAGACCCUCUCGGGGAAAGUGCUUUUUGUAGCCAACAGACGACAGAGCUAUGACAUUCAGAUUGUGGCACUGGUAAACCAGACAGGCUUCAGAUCUGGGAACAUCCUCGAUUUAAAGAAUCCUUUCUUUAGGUAA